GCACAUUCAUUUGUACCGCCAAGUGUCAAGGAUUUGGAGUGGGAGGGAAGCUAGCACGUUGCAUUUGACGUGGAGUGAAACCUCAGUUGUCUUCCUGCUGGCGUUUUCACUUUACUUACUCGUAGGUACAAUUUUACAAGCGUCAAAGCAAAGUGUCUCUGCUCGAACGCCGCCCAGAAACGAACACAGAGCGCCAGGGAGAUUUGCCUCCUCGCCGAUUUGUAACUAUUAUGGCUGGUAGCGCCACCAAAACAGUGCACGAUAUUUUUCAAAGCAUGGAGUACGGACCAGCAGCAACUUCUAGCACGGCCACUGCACAGGCCUGGCUGGAUCACCAUUCUCGUUCUCUGGGACUGUUCAUUGAUGGCAAGUUUGUCCGUCCAGCAGACAGACAGACGCGCUCCCUGGCUGAUUCUAAAGGUGGUAAUGUGUGCAGCACUGUGUGUGCCGUUGAGGACGAUGUUUCCCAGUGUGCCUCCUCAGCUGUUAAUGGCUACAAAGCCUGGAGUGGGAUGACCUGCUAUAACAGGGCUAAAGUGCUGCUCAGGUUGGUGAGCAUUCUUGGGCAGCAUAGUAAGUGUUUCGCAGAGCUGUGUGACCUAUGUCAGGCCUCCUGCUCGCCCUCCACCUUGGUCAGACUGCUGCAGUACUACAGCAGCUGGGCUCAGCUCAGAGACACUCUCAUCACUAACUGGACACCACUGGGUGUGGUGGCAGUAGUCGUCUCAGAUGACUGCUCGCUCUAUUCCCUUAUGCUUAAAGUCCUGCCAGCACUGGCUAUGGGCAACUCUGUCAUCAUUGUCCCUGGUCGGACCACCGCCCCUCCAGCGCUCCUGUUGGCACAGCUUUUUACAAGCGCAGGACUUGCUGCUGGGGCUCUUAAUGUCUUAACAGGAAGUGAUAUGUUGCUAGGUGCCAAAGUGGCCCAGAACCAGAGCAUCAGCUAUGUCACAUACAGUGGCAAUAAGCAGGAUGGGGUAAUGCUGUGUAAGGCCACGGCAGGGAUGGGCGUUCCCAUCUCUAUAUCCCCCUGCAUCGGUGCCACAUGUCCCUUCAUCAUUUUUGAGUCAGCUGACCUUGACAGCGCUGUAGAUGGAGUGAUAGAAACUGCCUUCAAAAAGAAGAAAGAGGUCCACUGGGUGUUGUGCGUGCAAGAGAGUGUGUUGGACAGUGUUGUGAGUCGUCUCAGGCUGCGUAUGGCAGGGGUGAAGUGUGUUGGCCUGCACAGUGAUGCAGACAGGGCCCAGGUGGACAUGGAUAUACAGGAGGCUCAGCAGCAGGGUGCCACGUUGAUUCAGUCCUGCGCUGCCCCAUCUUCAGGUGCCCUGUACCCUCCCACAGUGCUCUGUGGGGCCGCCCCCUCCUCUCCAUUUGUAGUCAGCCCAUCUCCUGGACCUCUGCUGCCUCUCAUGACCUUCAGGAGCAACACAGAAGCAGUGGCCCUGGGGAACCACAGUCCUCAUGGCCUGGCAGCCUCCAUCUGGACUGAAGACCUCACCCUGGCUCUGGAGACAGCAAAGAGUCUGUCGGUUGGCUCAGUGUGGGUAAAUUCCCACUCUGUGUCCGACCCUUGUCUGCCUGCCUCUGGUCACAAAGACAGCGGCAGCUGCACCGAUGGAGGACAGGAGGGUCUGUACCAGUUUCUACGCCCGUCCUGUUCUUCCUCUCCUCCUCUUCCUCGCUCCUCCCCUGUCUCUUUGGACUACACAAAGUUUGGAACAGCAGCAUCCCCAGCUAUCAUUCCUGAUGAUUCUGAUGCUUCCAGUGCCCCUAAGUCCUACCUGCAGUUUGUUGGGGGCAAGGCAUGUAAAUCUGAGUCUGGCUGCAGUGUAGCUGUGCAGCCACCAGGAGGCGGCAGUGUGUUAGCCUAUUGUCCAGAUGGAGGCCGGAAAGACGUCCGUAAUGCUGUGGAGGCAGCUAUCAAAGUCCAGCCUGGCUGGAUGAAAAAAAGUCCAUCUGCACGUGCCCAGUCUCUCUACUCUCUGGCCAAGGGCCUGGAGGCGAAGAGGCGGGAUAUAGCCGUGUCAAUCAACAUCCAGACUGGUCUGUCGAUGGAUGAGGCUGAGAAGGAGGUAGACCUCAGCUUUGCAAGGCUCAGUGACUGGGCUGCUUACUGUGACAAAGUGCAAGGUGGAACUCUGCCCAUACCACAGUCUGGCUCUGCUCUCUCCUUCCCUGAAGCCCUGGGUGUCGUGGGGAUUGUCCUCCCAGAAAAGAACCCUAUCCUCUCCAUGGUAACGCUCCUUGGGGCAGCCAUCGCCACUGGCAACGCUGUCAUCAUGGUCCCCAGUCAGAAGUAUCCACUGCCAGCCUUGGCAUUCAUUCAGGUGCUCCAGUCAUCAGACCUGCCAGCAGGUUUGGUAAAUAUCAUUUCAGGAGGUAGGGACCAUCUUACAGCGGCUCUGGCUAAUCACAGUGUCAUCAAGGCCAUCUGGUACUGGGGCAGUGCUGAGGGCUGUCAGUACCUCCAGUACACCUGCACCAGCCCUCUGAAAACCCUGCACCUCUUCUGCCAAAAGAAUGAGGAGGACAAAGAUGGCGGGAGGGACUGGACUCAGUCUCAUCCCUCACUGCUGGAGGAAAUGUGGAGGAACGCCGUCCAGUGGAAGAGUGUGUGGAUUCCCACUGCGUAGAAGACAGAGGGAGGGAGAGUUCCAGAUAUCCACUGUUUGAACAGCAGACCGUAGAGUUUAACUGUGACCUGUAGGGUGUAGAUAGAAACAGAACAAUCAAAUACUAACUGAUCAUGAAAAUCAGAAGAUGUCUACGAAAUUUAAAGUGAACAGACAACAAAUGCUCCCAGUAACCAAGCCUGACCCUCCUUAGAUACAUUUGCUGAAAAAAAAAAUAUAUAUAUAUAUUACUAGCAUAUAUAUUGAAUAUAUUAACAUUUGAGUUUGAGAAUAUGGUGGGAGGGCACCACAGAGUCUAGGGUGAAUUUUGGAAUUUACAACAACCAUGAAACACUUGAUGUAGAUAGGAGAUUUUAAAAAGACCACACCAAAACUUAAAAAUACUUCAAUUGAUAAAGGUCACAUGUUAGUAAUAUUGCUGACAUAUAAGAUGAUUGUUGUGUUGUGAAGGAAUGCGUUCAUUACUUUUAUAUAUCUCCUUGUAAUCUAUACACAGAACCACAUCUUAUUUUCAGUUGCAGAAACAUUUGAGAAAAAACUACAAGAGUAUUUCAGUGAAAUGUAAUGGUAUUGCAUCUUCAGUGUUUUUAAUAGUAUGGAUGACAAUGAAGGACAACAAUGGCUACACAGAUAAUACUAACCAGUAGGAUCAGUUCAUUAUUGGUUUGCUUCAUGUGAUGACCUGAUGUCUUUCUACCUCUAACUUUGCUUAAGUAAGUAUCCUUACUCUCAGGUCAGUGUUUGUCUUCCCCUUUCUCAGUCUGCAACUUGAAACCUCAUCUGCCUUACAAUUCUGUCUGACUGAACAAAGAUUAAUCAAUCCUCUUUCAACUCAAUCCAAAUAUGAUGAUGUACUGUACUGAAUGUCUUUAUUACUGUACAAUAAUACUGCCUUUAGCCAUGGAAGUACACUUAAUAUUCUGUGGUGCAAACAUUCCUGUUGAAAUUCAGUUCGUCUCCAUGUCCAAGUUCACAUUAUAAAAAACAAAACACGAGUGUUACUGUCACUGUCUAAAAGCCAUAAUUAAAAGAUGAAUGAAUGAAUGAAUAAAUGAAUGAAUUUCCUCAUUUUCUUGCCAUGUUUAUAGCCUUGCCAUUGGCUCAGUUCUUGGGCUGUUGUUUUGGUCACCACUUUUGAUUGUAACAGCCGUUGAAAGGUUUUCCAUGAAAAUGUGACAUUCAUGACAGAAAUUUAACAGCAUCUCCCUGCCUCCCAUGAUGGUUUUGUGCACUCAUACCUCAGAGUAGCCCAGUAUAACUUCAUUUCACAGCAGACAUCUUGACUUUGUAAACAGAUGAUAUAAGUAAUCAUAAAAUACUUUAAGAAGUGCCAGAAUGGAGAUGUCAUUAAAGUUUCAAUUUCACCUGUGCAUGUCCUGCUAUUACAAAUAAAAUAAACCAUAAAUUUAAA
Messenger RNA from Lates calcarifer (barramundi perch), 4044 nucleotides. RefSeq names its product aldehyde dehydrogenase 16 family, member A1 (gene aldh16a1). The transcript is spliced from 17 exons. Bases 231 to 2633 code for a protein of 800 amino acids. Lineage: Eukaryota; Metazoa; Chordata; Actinopteri; Centropomidae. The record is from RefSeq and is a predicted model, not a curated record. Gene Ontology annotation, molecular function: oxidoreductase activity, acting on the aldehyde or oxo group of donors, NAD or NADP as acceptor.